AUGGAAGUGCAGGAAGGCACAGGCAUAGAAGAUGAGGUAGACUGGGGUGGUGACGAGGAACAUCACCAGGACGGACAAGAUGGAGAUGUAACGGAGGCCGAAGAGGAGGAGAUGGAGGAGGGUGAAGGGCAGGAAGAGGGAGCAGGCCCUGAGACAAAGCUAGAAACGAACCCAGACGUCGCCGAAGCGGCUGAAGCCACAGAUCCCAUCGCUUUGGAAGAGGACGAUGAUGACUGUCAGAUUGUUAGUGUCGUGAGUCCUCCUCCGCCAAAGAGCCCAAAUGGCAAGGAAGGCAAGGAUGGCAAGGGCAAGGGCAAAGUGGCUGCUGUUGCUAUAAAGGGCAAAGGUGGGAAAGCUCCUCCCGAGAAAGGACGCGGCAAAGGCCCUCCCGGCAAAGGCCCCCCCGGCAAAGGCCCCAUUGCCAAGCAUUACCCACCGCAGAUUGCGAAGGCCAUGGUUGCAACACCGAAGCCAAAACCGCAGCCUCCACAAAUGCAGCACACGCAAUUGCCCACACCACCUAAGCCCUCACAGCCGCCAAAGCCACCACAGCCGCCCACAAGUCCACCUGUAAAGGCGGCCCCUAUGCCUCAGAUUUCUGUGGAUUCUUUGCUCACAGAACAGGUGAGGCUACAAGUCCUCACGGAGCCCGGCAAGCGUGCUUCUAUGAGGAGGUUGCUUGCACAGCCCAAGGUGCUACAGCUUUUGCGGCACUUGAGCAGCAGUCGGCGUUUGGCUUUCAGCAGCAUGCCCGGGGUCCUUUGCAAGCUGCUCCGUGAGUCCACAAAAGCUUUUCAAUUGUCGGAGUCUGGCAAGGAAGACGCCGCAGCUGCCAUACAGGACGUUCGAGUAAGCCUGACAGAGGCAGGUGAGGCAAAUCCGAUAGUCGACAAGAGAACCUUUGACAGAGUUUUCUCUUCAUUGUUCCCAAACCGAACUGCCUCGGCAACAAGCCAGCCGACCACACAAGCUGAGUCGGCACCUAGCUCAGCUCCCAAUGGUGCCUUCGGCCCCAGGAGUGACUUCAAGAGUGGCGAUGUGGUGGCCAGAAACCAGAGCAAGCAGAGAGCACUACAGCAGAUCCGCGAUCUUGAUGAUAAGGGCGUGCCCAACAGAGAAGCAGAUGGCCCCCGGCCACCCAGCAUGCCCCCUCCCAAUUACAAAGCAGACUGGAGGAGCUUCCAACCCACGGCUAAGAGGGUGCCUGCUCCGCGCAGGACAGGCUCAGCUAGCAGCCUCGACGAUGCCACGGUCGGCACGCCAAGUCAGCCAACACACGAACCGGCUCAACCGGCUCGCUCCUUCCCAUCGCCUCCGGCCAUGGUUAGUUCACCACCGGCGCAGCCAGCACCUUUCUCAAGCUCCGGAGGUCCGCGGCCUCCACAAAGUCCACACACCUACCCGCCCAACAACCAGCCACACCAACCAGCAGGACCUCCCCCCGCAACUUUGGGCCCGAGGCCUCACUUGAGCAUGGCCUCACCAAGGAGCCAAGUGCCGGAACCCGUGGACAACGAGGGGCGGCCCUUUGAUUUGGAGCGGGUAGUAGUCAACUUUGCCAAUGUUGGGGCAACGUACGGGGUCCGAGUCCUGAAGAGAGACAAGCAGACUUCAUAUCUCUUUGACUACGAGGGUGUCAGAAGGUGCGUGAGGCACCUGACACAGAAGUGCAAGCUCCGCGUCAUUGGGGUGAUCUUUGAGAACUUUAACGGUGAUGAGAAUGGGCGUCAGGUGUAUCAGGUGCCGGCCGACAUAUCGGCAAUGUGCGAGAGCAUAGAGCUUACACCCCGAUUGCUAGGUCAACGACACAAAAGCGCCGAUGAUGAAAUGACCAUCAAGUGUGCGUACAGGAGGAACUGCAGGUUCUUGGAUAAUGACAAUUACCAGGACUGGCGAAACUACCUUGCAGACGAAGCCGUCCGAACUUGGCUGUUGCAUUGCCAGGAGUUCUUGCAGAUGAAGUUCUACUUUGACUCUGGACUCGGGGACUUUGACAUACUAGAAGGCAACAUUCCAGCUGCGUGGUUAGCGCAGGGCCCAGCGAAACGCAUGUGUACGAGACCAUGGAAAUGA
Messenger RNA from Symbiodinium natans, 2073 nucleotides. The record is from the annotation of a GenBank genome assembly. Lineage: Eukaryota; Dinophyceae; Suessiales; Symbiodiniaceae.